AUCAAUCGCUUUACAGAAACGAACGAGAAAAUAUAUUUUUCAAGACGCUUACAAUUUGUGUGAAUUAUUAACGCUUAGAAAUAUAUACAAAUAUUUUAUAUAAAUCUACACGAAAAGAAAAAAAUUAACCGAUUGCCAAUAUGAUGAGUGAUGAAAAUCAAAUCGAAAAGGCAGCCCAGCCGGCGUCGGGUAUCGAUUCUGGACCCGAGCCGCGUUUGGAGUCCGAACAGGAGCGCGCAAAUGAUACACACUCCGAAUGUGACUUUGCACGCCUACCAGAGCCACCAAAGCCCGACGAACCGGAACCAGUACGUUUAGCACUCCUGCCACCGGACCACCCACUCUUGCAGAAAUUUCAAGCAAAUUUAAAGGACUAUCUUUUGCGUACGAAGGAACAACUCAAGAAUGAAAUCGCCGAGAUCAAAUACCAAUUAAAGCUGAAGGAAGCGGCACGCGAAGAGCAAGGCGCCAAGCUAUAUGAUCUGCAACAGGGUAUUAAUCGGCAAAAUGAACAGUUGGAAGAUUAUGUGCAGCAGAUACAAACGAACAUGCAGAAACGUGUGGAAAUGGAGAGUGAAGUGACGCAACUCAAAGCGGAGUACGAAAAGCGUUUGCAAACGAAAAAGGAGCAAAAGCAAAAAUACAACAAACGUAUGGUCGAAUUGGAGAAUAUGAACACGUUGGAGGGGCACAUACGCAACUGGGCCGAUGAGGUGAAAGACGAAGUGAAGAAUGCCAAACGUAUUGUGCAUCGUGAUACACAGUUGCAAAAGCAACUGUCCGAGGACAAGAAGAAAUCCGAUAUGCUCUUCUAUCAUCUAGAUGUCGAGGUGAAACGCAAGGAGCAUGAAGUCGAGGUAGUGCGCAGCGAGUUGCAAGAUAUGCGCGACAUAACCGAUGUGCUAAAGACAAGCAUUAAUGAUGCCAAUACUGACUUGGAGGUGCUGCAAACUGAGCACAAGCGCUUAACCCAAGCCUGGAGUGAGGUGAUUGUAGCCAUACAGCAUCGUGACAAAAUACUCUAUCAAGCGCAACAAUCUAUGGGCAAAGAGAAAGAAUCUAUUACACUAAACACAAUGAGUAUUGAGUCAAUUAAAAAGCAGAUAACGAAGGAGACAAAACAAAACGAAAAAUUGGAAUCUUUCAAAACGCGACUCCUGGCCGAUUGUGGAAAUCUUAAACGUGAAUGUCAAAAACAAGCGGAGACAUUGCUCGGACUGCAAGUGAAACUCGACGAAUUGCCGCUUUGGUUGAAACAAAAUGAGAAGGAUUUAAUCGAAGCAAAUCGUGAGGGUACCAAUUUGGAAACCGAAUUACGUAGAAUGCAAUGGAAGAGCGAUAAACUAUAUGCCAAGAAAUAUCAAAUGGAAGAGAACAUGCUAAAGGUGGCGCAAGAUCAAUUGAUCGCCGACAAAGCUAGUCAGUAUCRCUUGAAACUUUUGCGCGAAGCACAGGAAACACGCAGGGGUACCGAACUAAACUUGGCUAUAGUUCAAAGUCAACUCUCAGACACUUUGUUGGAUACGGAGCGUUACCGGGGCAUAUUAGUGAAAUUGAAUCAAGAUAACGAGGAGUUAGAAAAGAAAUUACAUAGUGUGGAUCAUAACGCCGAAUUGAUUCUAGCCGAGAUGCAUGCGUUAGAAACACAAAUCGAUAUCAAAAUGAAAAAGAUUGAUCGCUUAUCAAGUCGCCUGGAAGAAAUCAACCGCAUGGGCGAGGAAGCGGCCAACAGUGUGCAGACAAAGAAGAUCAAGAUAUUGGAGCGUGGCAUAUUAGCUACCGAACAGCAGAUACGAGAACUCCAGCAAUUUUGGGUGAUGAUGCAGAAUCACUAUGUUAAUCUAUCGGAAAAGCGCAAUAAUCAACUUACUGAAAUACAGGUCACCCAAAAACAACUCAGUAUAAUUAAGCAAAAAUCGCUGAAAAUCGAUGUAGAUCUUGAAAAGCAGGAAGAGGCCACAAAAGAACUCGAACACGACAUACAAAUCUAUUUGACCAAAGUAGAACUCUUAAAUAAGAAAAUGUGUAAUGCGCGCCAACAGCACGACAACGAGGAGAAUGAAUGCCAGAUGGAGCACAAUGAGCUAGUACUUAAGUUGAAGGAUCAUGAAAUGAAUGUCUUAAAUAUGGAGGCCGAAAUUGAUGAGCUGCAAGAUGAAAUCGAUCAUUACAAAGACUUGGUGCUGGACAAACAUCGCGAAUCAUUGUCGUGGGAGACUAAAUAUAAGCUAAUCGAAGAGACGCUACGUUGGCGCAAAGACGAAACGAGUCUCACCAGUGAAAUCGGCAAUAUGAAAUCCGAGAUACAUCGCAUGAAGAUACGCUUCCAGCAUUUGGCGCGCGCACAAGAGAAGCUCGCACAAGAUUUGCAACACGGUGUGGCACAUCGUGAACAUAUCUAUAUAGCCGCAUCGGCAAAAAAGCUCGCUGAGGUAAAAGCGCAGCGCAUCAAGACUGGCAUUUCGUCACAACAAAAAGUUAUCGACUUACGUAAUCGCUUGAAGAAAAUUCAAAAUGAGAUUAGUGUUAUUAGCGAUGAACAACUCGUGAAGGUCACACGUGAUAACGAACGUAUACGUGCCGAUCUAACGCGUUUGUAUGAAGACAUUGAACGUGAGAAGGCGCUUGACGAGGAACUACGUCAGAAGAUUGACGAUAUCCUUUUGUUGAAACAUUACAAUUUAGAACGCAUCGUACGCAAACAGAAUCGCGCGAAAUCGUAUCGGCGCUUAGGCUUGGGCACAUCUUCACCGAAGAUACGCUCUGAAACCGCAUUAAAUCAACUAGUACAAAAGCAAAUGGAAAUAAAUGAUAAUCUACUCGAGGUGGUACAAAUUUUGAACACAGAGUUUCCGGAGAAGAAAAAAUUCUUCGCCAAAGUCACACAAGUUCUUCGGGAUUAAGUGCGUUACGUCAAGUUAGUUAGGUUUUAAUAUAUUUUUUUUGCAUUUUUAUAGAAUAUGAAUUUAUGGCACAUUUGUAUUUAAUAUGAUUUGGA
Bactrocera latifrons is the source of this 2998-nucleotide messenger RNA. RefSeq names its product coiled-coil domain-containing protein 40 (gene l(2)41Ab). The transcript is spliced from 6 exons. Gene Ontology annotation, biological process: axoneme assembly. NCBI's taxonomy places the organism in Eukaryota, Metazoa, Arthropoda, Insecta, Diptera, Tephritidae. The record is from RefSeq and is a predicted model, not a curated record. Bases 141 to 2903 code for a protein of 920 amino acids. Gene Ontology annotation, cellular component: cytoplasm.